Molecule: messenger RNA, 552 nt
Organism: Humulus lupulus (European hop)
Lineage: Eukaryota; Viridiplantae; Streptophyta; Magnoliopsida; Rosales; Cannabaceae
Product: leucine-rich repeat extensin-like protein 3
Exons: 1
Coding region: 1-552 (183 amino acids)
Source: RefSeq, a predicted model, not a curated record
AUGGCAAAUUCUAAUACUCACAUCCCACUCCUAAUAUUUUCCAUUCUUGUUCUUCUCACCCAUUCAAACCAUGCAACAACAGCAACAACAAUCGAAGCCAGUACGUCCACUACUAAGGCUGCCGUUGUGUCGAAAGCCCAGGUAGCAUGCACCAUGUGCGACGCGUGUGAAAACCCAUGUGAGCCCAUGCCAACACCACCUCCACCAGUAGUUGAAUGCCCGCCGCCACCAGCUCCUCCGCCGCCUUCUCCGCCGCUCCCGGAAGGCCCAGAAUGCCCCCCUCCUCCAAUGCCUAAACCUCCUUGCCAAGAGAAUAUUUGCGGCGGCGGUGGAGGCGGUUAUGCGCCGCCCAGCGAAGGUGGCAAUAAUAGUCCACAAUACCCUACUCCUAUUUUCCCACGGCCGCCGUAUAUGCCCGUUGGUGAUGCUCCGCCGGCUUCCUACUAUCCCAACUACUAUAUGCCUCCACCUUCAAGCUCUCUCAGAGUUACCGCAAGUACUGGAGUUCUCAACACCAUUCUCUUCUUCGGUUUUCUUUGCUUAAUUAUGUAG